Messenger RNA from Argiope bruennichi, 2388 nucleotides. Its product is annotated as sorting nexin lst-4-like. Bases 199 to 1845 code for a protein of 548 amino acids. Gene Ontology annotation, cellular component: cytoplasmic vesicle; plasma membrane. The transcript has 17 exons. Lineage: Eukaryota; Metazoa; Arthropoda; Arachnida; Araneae; Araneidae. The record is from RefSeq and is a predicted model, not a curated record. Gene Ontology annotation, molecular function: protein binding; phosphatidylinositol binding. Gene Ontology annotation, biological process: endocytosis; protein transport; endosomal transport.
UUCAAUGCGUCAGUUAUUAUUGUUUGUUUUUGUUUUCUUAUCUGCUACUAAAUACUCUUAAUUUAGUGAGCUCAGUGAGCGUGCUGAAGUGCUGAGAACAGCCCUGUUACUGACGAAAUCGCUUCUGUGUGAGGCGAAAUUUAUUUAUUUAGACUGUAGUUGACUGAUUAUAUAUGAAACAGCCAUUAGUAAAUCAGAAUGGUGAAAGAACUUCAGGCUAAAGUAUUAUAUGAUUUUGAAGCCCAGCCUGAUUCAGGAGAGUUAAAUAUCUGGACAGGAGAGAUAGUUACUAUUACCAAUCAAGAUAUAGGGGGAGGAUGGUGGGAAGGAAGGAAUAGCAAUGGUGAUCAUGGUUUGUUUCCUUCUUCAUAUGUUGAGGUUAUUGAAAAUUCUCAACCAGCAAACACUGGACAAUCAUUUCGCUCUCCUGAAUAUUCAGCAGACGAUAUCCAAGUCCUAAGUAGGCAAGAAAAUGAAGGUGCUCAAGAUUGGGAAGACAGUUGGGAUGAAGAUACGGGUAGUGGUAAUCAGAAAACUAAUGAUGCCUCUAAAGAUACUCCAGCAGGAUUUUUGUCUGUUCCUUCUAUUGAGAAGAAAAGUAGCAGUACUGGUGAUUUGACGGUGAUUGCCAGAGGAGAUGCUAGUGGUAAAUUAGGAAUAAAGAAAAGUUUUAACAGAUUUUCCGCGUUUGUGAAAUCUGGGGGAGAAAUGUUUAUUUUAGGAGAAACAAGUGUUACUGUAUCUCCUGAUGAUUAUGUUGAAAUAAUGGAGGAGGAUGGCGAAAUCAGAUGGGUUACAUCUGGUGAACCUUAUUCUUGUACUGUUUCUAAGCCGAAAAAGGAAAGCAAACUAAGGGGUCUGAAAAGUUAUAUUGCUUACCAAAUCACUCCAUCAUUUUCCAAUAUUGAAGUUAGUCGACGUUUCAAACAUUUUGAUUGGCUUCAUGAACGAUUGGAAACCAAAUAUGCUCUUAUUCCUAUACCUCCUCUUCCUGGAAAGCAAUUUUCAGGAAGGUAUGAAGAUAUGUUCAUUGAGCAUCGCAUGAUACAGCUGCAAAUGUGGGUAAAUCGAAUUUGUCGUCACCCAGUUCUUGGUCAUAGUGAUGUUUGGAAGCAUUUUAUAACCUGUACUGAUGAAAAAAUGUGGAAAACUGGGAAAAGAAGAGCUGAAAAAGAUGAACUUGUUGGUGCUUCAUAUUUUCAUGCUAUUAAAGCCCCUGAUGCACCUUUAGACCCUUACCAUGUAGAUACUCAGGUUGAAAAUUUUUCAAAGUUUUCGGCUAAAAUGGAUAAUACUGUCAAACAGAUGCAUGCAACUGCUCAAGAGCUGUGUAAAAAGUACUCUGGAUCUUACAAAAGGGAAUUUCACAAACUUGCUUCCUCUUUCAAAGAACUGGGUGACACUUUUGAGAUGGAAACAUCACCUUAUUCGACGGAUUUAACCAAAGCCAUUAAAGUAACUGGAGAAACAUAUGAAGAAAUUGGGGAUUUAUAUGGUGAACAGCCUCGAAAUGAUUUGGAACCUUUUGGAGAUAUUUUGCAUGAAUAUAAGGGUAUUUUAGCGUCAUGGCCUGAAAUUGUUCAAAUUCAAAAGGGUGCUACACAAAAAAAGAAGGAACAUCAGAAAUUAAUGGAAGAAGGAAAGCUUCCCCAGGACAGUGUGAUAUCUAUUGUCCGUCGCACUGAUAUCAUAUCGUAUGCUGUUCUGGCUGAAAUUACACAUUUUCAGCAAGAACAAGUCGGAGAAUUCAAAAAUAUGAUACAGAAUUUCCUUCAAGAACAAGUGAAAUUUUAUCUACAGAUUGCUGAGAAGUUACAAUCAGCGUUAGAUCUGUAUGACACAUAAUGUCUUUGUUCUGUAAAUUUCCUUUCAGACCGUCUUUGCUUGAGCGCUGCCAUAUAGAUCUUUUGUCUGAUGUUAUCAUUCUUUGAAUAUUUGUGCAGCUUAAAUAUUUAUUUACAUUUUGUACGUUAUCGUCCGUUUUAUUUUGUUACUGUUUGAAUGAUUGGCAGCACAAAUAACAGCUUUCAUCUUUAUGUAAAUGUUAAGUUUUGUCUUGUAAGCUAAUAUUCUGUGAAGAAUGAAAGCAUUCAAAAGUUGUCUGUAUUUAAACAUUUCUUUAUAGUCAUAAAUAUUUUAUUUUUGAUAAAAAGAUCUUGGGCUGGAUAAAUAGUGUUGAUUAGUGUUCUAUUUUGGCAUUUUUAAAUUAGCUGCGUAUUGUGUUUAUCGUAUUGUACAACUUAUAUGACCAAAUGCUUUUCUAGUCAUUUUCUUCCAAAUUUAUACUAUAGUUUUGACAAAUGUUUGUUUAUACGUUAAGUUUUUAUUUUCUCUUAGUUUAAAAUAAUUGUUGCUUUUGAACUUGACUCAUAGAAUCUCAUUUUUCUU